This is a messenger RNA of Penicillium maclennaniae, 759 nucleotides long. Its product is annotated as SDR family NAD(P)-dependent oxidoreductase. The transcript is spliced from 10 exons. The coding region runs from base 1 to 759 and encodes 252 amino acids. Lineage: Eukaryota; Fungi; Ascomycota; Eurotiomycetes; Eurotiales; Aspergillaceae. Gene Ontology annotation, molecular function: oxidoreductase activity. The record is from RefSeq and is a predicted model, not a curated record.
AUGCCUUAUUCUCUGAAAGGUCGCAAUGUCCUAAUCACCGGUGGCUCUCGAGGCUUAGGAGCUCUUGUAGCUAACAAAUUCGCCGCUGAGGGAAGUAACGUCGCCAUCAACUAUGUGUCAAACAAGGAGACAGCCGAUCAAGUUGCCUCCGAAAUCGCAAGUAACUAUGGAGUCAAGACCAUCGUUGUGCAGGGUGACGCGGGAAGUCAGGCCGAAUGCACUGAUGUUGUCAAAGCAACUAUUGAACAAUUGGGUGGCUUGGAUGUCGUGAUCUCGAACGCGGGAUGGACUAAGAUGGUCAACUUUGCCGACUUGGACGCAAUGGAUGACGCAGACUGGGACAAGUGCUGGAAUAUCAAUGUCAAGAGCAGCUUCUAUCUUUUCAAAGCCGCUUUGCCCACUUUCAAUGCUAAUCCUGAGGGGGGUGCCUUCAUCAUCACUUCGUCAACUGCUGGUGUCACCCCGAGCGGUAGCAGCUUGCCAUAUGCCGUCACCAAGGGAGCUGUGAUCCACCUCAUGAAAUGUCUUGCACAUACUCAGGGCCCUAAGGUCCGAGUUAAUGCCGUCCUUCCGGGUCUGCUAUUGACUGAAUGGGGCCAGCGAUUCACUUCCGAUCAGAUCGAUGGAUGGAAGGGCAGGACAGCUCUCAAGCGGCUACCUGAAGUCGAAGACACCGCAGAUCUCUACAUUUCCACCGCGAAGAACUCUUCUAUGACGGGACAGGCUGUUCAGAUCGAUGCUGGGUUCGCUUUCAAAUAG